Messenger RNA from Lycium ferocissimum, 807 nucleotides. RefSeq lists its product as uncharacterized. The coding region runs from base 319 to 807 and encodes 162 amino acids. Lineage: Eukaryota; Viridiplantae; Streptophyta; Magnoliopsida; Solanales; Solanaceae. The record is from RefSeq and is a predicted model, not a curated record. The transcript is spliced from 4 exons.
CGGUAUGUUCAUAUUUUGGAUCCACACGCUAGACCACAUAGCUACUAUUUUAGUCUUUUAUCGUUAACUAGUUCAAUUCUUUUUACAGGCUUUUAUAUGGACGCCGUAUGAUCAUAUUUUGGAUGAGCUGCCGACGUUUUCUAGGGCUGGUCAGCACAUGUGGAUGUCGCGGUGUCCAUUGAUACAUAUGGAUAUCGUUGAGUAUCACGCGCCCGACCGCGUGUUACGGCAGUUUGAGUAUGUACAGAAUAUACUCGCGGCUACUGUUUGGGAGCAUGACUACUAUGCAAGGGAAGAGCGUGCGGGCGUCGAUGAUGCAUGGCGACUCCAUAUGCGGUAGCAGGUCCGCAGUUGGGAUGUGAGGAUGGCGAGCCUAUCGGUGGUCGGACACACACUCCCAUUCAUGUGUACAUGGAGUGGUACAUGCGGAUCACUCGCAUCAUUAUUGGCAACCCCUCUAGGCGUCGUCCAGAUGGCAUGGGAUAUGUAGCUCUCGUAGGAGCGUACGAGGUGCUGGUACGGACCGUUCAGACGAUGCGCUAUGAGAGCACUGCCCGUACGGAGGCCCCCGAGAUGGCGGAGUAUGCAGCACGGAUGAUUGAGCUUGCCGAGACUGGUAUGAGACAGCACAUGACUUUGAGCGAGCGACCCAUCCAGGAGACUACCUCAUAUUCACCUCCACGCCCAUCUCAGGAGCCUACAGACCCAUCUCAGGAGCCUACUCAGGCGCCCGUUGAUACACAGGUUCAUCCUUCGGCGCCUGAGGUGGCGACUCCCGACGAGGAAGAGGUCGAGAUACAGACCUAA